This is a messenger RNA of Trichomonas vaginalis G3, 1008 nucleotides long. Its product is annotated as protein of unknown function, DUF4106 family. The annotation marks the transcript as partial. Lineage: Eukaryota; Parabasalia; Trichomonadida; Trichomonadidae. The record is from RefSeq and is a predicted model, not a curated record. The transcript has a single exon.
AUGACGAAAAUAACAGAUGCAGCAACGAGACAGGCAGUUCAAAGUGCCUAUGACGCCGUUAGAGCAACUGUUGUGGAAAGUCAAGAAAAAGAGUUACAACAGACCAAAACAGACCUAGUAAAUGCUUUCUUAAAAACGAAAAGUCAGGUAGGACAUUAUGCUGCAGAUGGAACAUAUGUGCCAGCUGGUGGAACUUAUAUACCAGCUGGUGGAACUUAUAUACUAGCUAGUGGAACUUAUAUACCACCAAACCCUCCAAGAGAAGCACCUGCACCAGGACUACCUAAAACAUUUACAUCGUCACAUGGACACAGACACAGGCAUGCACCAAAACCAACAGUUCAAAAUCCAGCACAGCAACCAACAGUUCAAAAUCCAGCACCACAACCAACAGUUCAAAACACUGCACAGCAACAACCACAAACAGAGCAAGGACAUAAAAGAAGUAGAGAACAAGGAAACCAAGAAUUCUUAAAAAUGCUUAAGGAAAAUUAUGGUUACCCAGAUACUCUUGACUUUAGUGACAGAUAUAAAGAAGCUAUUAGAAAGUUCAAGGAAGGAAAUACUGACCCGAACCUAUUUAGCUUUAUGGUUCAGCACCAAAUGGGAUAUAAUUUCAAACCUGGAAAAUACAAGCUCGCUAAGGGAUAUGAUUUAAUAGCAUAUCAUCCAAAUGACAUGACUGAAUUUACUCCGAGAUAUUUGGUGUCAGAGCUAAAUGAUAAUUCAACUCUCUUCAUGAAACGCGUAAAAAAUAGAGACGGAACGAAAGAAGAAAGGGUUAUGAAUGCGGAUGACUUAAAUAGGGAACUUGUUAAAAACGGUCUCGGAAUAUAUGAAAUGCCAGCAGAUGAGGUACAAGAAACUCCACAGGAAGAAGUUCAGAUACAACCAGACAUGGAAGAAAUAGUUCAGCAACAACAGCUAGAAGAGCCAGAAGGAAACGAACAAGUCCCUCCUUUGGAAACUAACUUCACAGAACUAGAUGAAGAUUUGGAACAGCCGAAA